AUGGAAGAAGUAAGAGAAACUUUACCUACUACUUUUUUGAAACCUAAUGAUCAAUUUCAAAGCCCUUUCUUGUUGGUUACUCAAACCAAAAAGGAGUUGACAACAACACGAACCCCUAAAACCAGUCGAGGUCGACAGAAGAUAGAGAUCAAAGAGAUCACAGAAGACAGCAAGAGACAUGUAACGUUUUCGAAACGACGCCGUGGGCUUUUCAAGAAAGCCGCCGAGUUGAGCGUUUUGACCGGUGCAAAAAUCGCCGUGGUCACGUUCUCUAAAUGCGGUAGGAUCUACAGCUUUGGCCAGGUGGACUCGUUGAUGGACAAAUAUCUUCCCAAGAUUCCAGUGAACUUAGAGGUAUGUUCAGGUGAUGAUUCAGCGGAGGAGGAAGGGAGGCCGUUGUGGAAGAGGCCGGUGGAGAGCGUGCCGGAGGAGGAGUUGGAAGAGUACAUUAUGGCGAUGAGUGUGUUGAGAGACAAGAUAGGUAAGAAGAUUAAUGACAUGGGGAGUAUUGUUCCUGCAUGGCCAAUCAACAUGAUGGGUUGGAAACCGCAGAUGGAUAUUCAAAGCAUGGGGGAUGUGACUGAUGGGGUUACUCGAUGCCGACUAGGUCAAAACGGAUGA
Molecule: messenger RNA, 621 nt
Organism: Raphanus sativus (radish)
Lineage: Eukaryota; Viridiplantae; Streptophyta; Magnoliopsida; Brassicales; Brassicaceae
Product: MADS-box transcription factor 23
Exons: 1
Coding region: 1-621 (206 amino acids)
Biological process (GO): regulation of transcription by RNA polymerase II
Molecular function (GO): DNA-binding transcription factor activity, RNA polymerase II-specific; protein dimerization activity; RNA polymerase II cis-regulatory region sequence-specific DNA binding
Source: RefSeq, a predicted model, not a curated record